CGGUGACGCCUCUGAGCCACUGUACUUUCCACUCGUUACAGAAGGAGUAGCGCUGCAACCACCACCUGAGGAUUGUCCGGGGGCGAGUUGAAUAAAGGCCAAUCUGAUCCAUGUCACCCUGUCUCUUCCUCUCCCACCCAAGUCUAAAGCGUUCAUUGUUUCCGCUCUUCACGAUUUCUUGCUCUGUUUUUAUAUUUUAUUCGUCUUCCUCUUUCUCUUCAUCGUCUUCCGUCUUAUUUUCCCUCCUACUUGAUGAUUAGUUUCUCCGACUCAGUCCACCCCCAACUAACUUUGACUCUGGCGCUUCACGAUUGCAGCGGUGCCACUACGCUACUUGACUAGUCUCUCCGCACCUUGACGCUUGACUACGACACUGCCCAUUCAUUCCGACAAAAGUCUGUUUGCGAGCACCUGCUCACUUCAUCCCCUGCUUCCUCCAUCACCAUUCCACGAACCCGUUGCGAAUCGAACGACGAGCCGUAUUAUUACACUCGGGUCACAGUCUCUGCUGUCGCUCUCUCUACACGCACACGCCACCGCUGCUGUCGGGCGUUGGCUUUGCUCACAUCGAGCUUGUACGCUCUUCCAACACCCAGCCAGAGCACAGCGACGUACGGAUGCUUUCUGUGCAAGAAGCAAUGUCGGACUCGCAGUUCCCAGGGCCCAAUCGCGUGGCUAUUCCUCGACCCCAGGUUGUUGGAAUCGAGCGAUUGCCUGCCCGCAACCAGAACAAUGAGCCCCGUGAGUCCAUGAACUGCAAGUCGUGCCGAAAGAGAAAGAUCAAAUGCAACCGCAUGCGACCGUCAUGCGAAGCUUGCCAGCUCUUCCAAUGCCCUUGCAUUUACGACGCAGUACCGAAGAAGCGCGGUCCUAAGACGGACGUGCUUGAGGCGCUGCUGAAGCGAGUCGAUGGCCUCGAAGCCAAGUUGAAGGAGAAGAAUGCCGACGAAGCUGGCAGUUCAUCAGAAGGUGCUGCUGGCGGCGACCUACCAUCCUACAAGGUUGAAGAACCCGACGCCAAUGAACCACAGGAGCCUCCAGCCAAGCGCCAUGCUGGCGAGAUCAACAAGUCCCCAGAACAAAACCUACCUAUAAUUGCCCCGAAAACAUCAACAAUGGAACCUCCCGUCAUCACUAUUGGUAUGGACGCCUUGGUAAACACCUACUUUAGUCGUUUCCAUGGAAAGCCUUACCAGAUUCUUGACGAGUCCUCCGUAAGACAACGACUGCAGCUGAACCAGCUUCCGGAUGUGCUUUGCGACGCUAUCGGUGCCAUCGCUGCGCGCUUCACUCCACACCCACAUGGACACAUGGCUGCGGUGAAACUAAGUGAGCAAUACGCGUUCAAGUCACGCAACGCCGUCACCAUCGACGAGCCUUCAGUGGAUAGCUUGCAAGCACUACUACUUCUUGUGAUAGCCUUUACUGCCGCCGGAAAGGGCAAGAAAGCGUUCAUGGCGAUGUCCAACGCUGUUGGUAUGGCUAUGGCACUAGAGCUACACCGCGAAGCUGAUUUACAAGCCCAAAUUACACCGGUCGAGCGCGAGAACCGACGAAAUCUGUUUUGGUCCGCCUAUCUUCUUGACCGGUAUCUCGCCUGUGGAUCAAAGCGACCCUCACUCAUUAGCGAUGAAUCGAUUGUCCUUCGACUACCAUCUUGGUCUGCAAAGCCAUCCUCGAUGCCAGUUGAUGGCGAAUUCUUUCACUGCGGUUCCAAUCUCCAGUAUCUUCAAGGGAAUGGAAAGAAGAGCCAGGGAAGCACUGGUUUGCUUAUUGACAUUACCAGGGUGCUCGGUAUCACCAAUCGCUACCUCGCUGCUGGUGGAGUGAAGGGCGAUUCCCACUUCCCGUGGCAUUCGCUCUCCAAUCUAUCAAAGAUCCGCCAAGAUCUGGAUGUUUGGGCGACUAGCACCAAUAACAUCUUCUCGACUACCGCAACCCUCUUCGGACAAUCGGAUUCGACAGUCUUGGUGCUCAGCAAGCUUAUUUACCAUCUCAUCCACUGCCUCAUCUACCGACCCUUCCUCCCAAUCGACCUCUCCGAGCUCGCGGGCAAUGGGCAACAUCAAUCAUGGCAAAUUGAAGCUACCAAUAUGUGCUUCCUUCAUGCCAAUGCCAUUGCGGAACUUGUAGAUUUGGGAUUUCAAAUGGGCAAAACCGAAUGGCCAGCGUUUAUCGGUUAUUGUAUUAGUACUGCUGGCACAGUCCAUGUACAUGGCGCACACUACAAUUCUGGACAGGGUGGCGAAUUAAACGUUUUUACGCCUUCUGCCGACUACCUUGCUCGCGAGUUGCAGCACCUGAACGAGUUGAGAUAUAGAUGGUCAAGCAUUGAAUACCAAAGGGUGAUGCUACAGAAUAUUCGCAAUGCGCAUGCUGAUCUUCUCAAAGGUCUAGCAAACAAUGAGAUCCGGUACACACCUGGCUUUCAGCUAGAAGACUUUUUCGACAGAUAUGCCAACGUUGGUGGUGCCGGGGGCUCAGCCCUUCGCUUCGAAUCCGCUAGUCUUACACUUUCUGACAUCCCAACGGAAUAUAUGGCUGAUGUUCAAGCUGCCCAGGCGCUGCAGCCGCCGCAACGUAGCGACAAGCCACAGCAAGGUAUCAAGCGAAAGAACACCGCUCCCUCGGGCCGCAGCCGUCCCGAUAUGCAAGCCAUGAUGGCGAACGGACCGAUUACUCCUGCGUCAACAUACCACAAUCGAUCUGUAUCAAUGCAUGCCGGCCCAACUCCCGAGAGCUCUACGUCUUCAGCACCUAUUCCCUCUGUUGAAACUGGAGACCGACACAUUAGCGCAAUUCGAAGCACCGUCGAACAAGGACCCCCACCUACAUCGUCGAGCAGCGCUACCGGCAUGGGCGGUUUUGCCUAUUCCCCCGCAUCGAUGUCCGCGUCCGGCCUUACGCCACUAGGCAACGUUCCAUUCAGCCCGUCAUUUACGUAUGCCCUUAAUUCUGGUUUGCCAAACGAAACAAGCAAUUUCGAUCCUAUGUUUAGCAGCCUCCCCACAAACGCCUACAGCAGUCCUGCGGCCUGGCAAACUCAGAAUGACCAGCAUCACACUACAGCCAGCCAAACUGGGUCUGGGUCGGUGCAUAGCCCUAGCAAUAAGAGCAAUAGCGGAAGCACUGGAACACAGAGCGAGGAAAAGGACCCCUUCCUCACGCUAUUAGAACAGCUUGCAGAAAAUGAGCAGAGAUUCAGCAAUGGAUCUGGGAGUGAACUGGAUUUCUUCCUCGCCGGAGCGGGGACGGUGCCGCAGGCCCAUUAAUGGCCGCCACCGCUUGUAUAUAUCAGAUGGAGGAUUAUCAAGGAGCCUGAAUUUAGCAGGAAUCUAUUAACGAUGUACAUUACGACUAGGGGGCCCGGCGCUUUGGGUGAAAGGAGUACGUCUGGGGAGAGCCCGCAAUCACGUUUGCCACUGCAUACUCAUUGAUACCAAUUUUAAUACAUGUCUUUUUUUU
Messenger RNA from [Torrubiella] hemipterigena, 3465 nucleotides. Lineage: Eukaryota; Fungi; Ascomycota; Sordariomycetes; Hypocreales; Clavicipitaceae. The record is from the annotation of a GenBank genome assembly.